CGCUUUUUACUAGAAUUGCGCAAAGGCGGGCCUCAAGGCGAGCCUCAUAUUGCGCAAUUUUAAACCAUGAUUAAUAAUAGAAAUAAUCCUAAUAUUAAUGCCAACAUAAAAUACAUUUAGUGGGGUAGAGUGAGUGACCACCUGUGUGAGAUUAAAGAGGGGUCAGGUGAGGAGAGAGGGCUGUAGGUGGAUUUAAAAAGGUAGAGAUCGGAUAGGUCUUGUAUAGAACAAGUCGAAUGGAUAGGAGGGAUCGGUCGACUUCAGGUAUGAAAGGGAGAUUUGGUGAGGAGCUCGGGGUUGGCUUCGGCUUGGUGGAGAUCGAGGAUAUAGAAGACUUCGGUUAAGAGGUCUCGUGGCUUCGUGAGUCUUGCGGCAGGAGCUAGUGCAGGAGUUUAGCAAGAUGGAUCUGGAGUUAGAUGGAGGCCAGCUGCUUGUGGUUUUGGAGGUCGCAGGAACCUAUGGAGACCGGGCCUUGAUCGACAAGGACAGAGAUGGAUCUUGGCUAGGUUAGAGAAAAAACUCUCUCUCUCUCUCUUUCUCUCUCUGGAUCAGUGGCUGGAUGAUGAAGAGGGGGUCGGUGGCCUUAAGGUUUUCGGUUUGGAAAAAUAGGGCUGGGGGAGGUAGAAAUCGGAAGAGAGAUUGGAGUCAAAGAGCUGCUGGAGUCGUGGCUAUGGGAGAGGUCUUGCGAGCUCGGAGGUAUGGUUGCUGGUUUGAGGUCAGGAUGCAGGGUUGGGUCCGGCUAGAAGAUCAGAUGGGAAGAAGGGUGUGGAAUUUUGAAUGGGAAGUUUGAGUUUGUUGCUGGAGUUGGAUGAAAGGGAGGAGGGAGGUCGUAUUAUGCUCGGGUGUAGGCCGACUGGGGUAGAGGUCGACGGGAUCAAAGCGAGAAGAAGCCGAAACGAAGCCCCUCUCUUCGUCUUCAUUUUAUUGACUCGAGCGGAUGUGUAAUCGGGGCAAGCUCACGAGAUAUACGGGAAGAGACGCACUCGCAGCAGGAUUUACGGGAUUCCCUCGACGAAACGAGGUAUAUGAGCAGGAUUUCGGGGAUUCGACAGAGCUAAGGUAUGAUUUCUUUUUUUUUUUUUAAUUUCCUUUGGGUAUUAUACAGAGGUCAACAUUAGCAUAAUUCCUGAAUUGCAUUAUUGAUAUGAACCAAGCUACUAAACAGCCGUUGCAGAAGCUACGAGCAUCAGUAGAUGGUUUCACUGACUUUUUCAUACUAAGAAAAGCCCAAAUGUUCAACUCUAAAUGACAAUAAAUAGCUUACUUCCACUGGAAAUAUUUUAGUUGCAUAUUUGACAUUUUAAUUUUGAACAUUUGUUGAGACGCACUCCUUUUCUUUUCGUUAUUCAGCUGGUUCUUAUGAGUAUCCCCUUCUGGUUACUAGCAUACUAUCCCUUCUUAUAUUGUCCAGAACAAUCUAAUUAAAAUUUCUGCUACUAAGGAAAAUUUUUUCUUUCUGCUUGAAUUCCUUUUCUCGUUUUGACAAAAAAAUUGUGGACUAGUUAAUUAUUUAUUGGAUUAAAUAUUCAACUUCUCUUACUGAAAUUCUUACGUUACAGUUGCAAGGAAAUAUGCUUAUAUAUGAUAGAGUCCAUGUGGAACACAGCUCAAAAAGCAUUUCUUGGCGUGCUUUAAUGCUGUGUGUCAAAUACCUUGUCCUUGGAACAGAGUCAGUAUCAAUUAUGGCACGCAGGAACUCCUAUAUGCCACCCACGCCUGAAUCUCAUCCCUUCCAUCUAUAUAAUCCUCAAAAUCAUAAUCCUGGCAGGCAUUUAGCAGAAAGAACAAUGCUGGCACCUACUGAAAAUACGGUGUUUAAUCAUAGCAUGAGGCUUCCGAAUCCCCGUCCUGCUAAUUCUGGAGUAUUUCAUGGCCAAUAUCAUUGCCCUAUAUCAGCUGCUAGUUCUAGCCAAUGUUUGCCGUAUCCUACUCAAUGUGCGCCUUACUGUUAUGAUCAACACGCUUAUGUGAAUGGCGCUAACAUGUUUGAUCCUAAGGAAGAAAAUGUUAGGGUUGCAUUUAAAAGAAAACACCCAAGUACACACCCAGCCUAUCAGAAUGACCUUGGAUAUUGCUUUACUGGGGGUAAUUUUCAGCUGAAGCCAGUACCAGGAUGCCGUAGGCCUCAAUCAUCCACUAGCGUUGCUAUUCGUUACCCCAGCGAUACUUUCUUGUUGGCUGGUGAACAACAUCAGAGGAAUGUGAGAAGCAGGCAUGAUGAUGCUUCUUUUAGCCUAUCCUGGCCAUCUUCAUCAAGCAACCCACCCCAUCAAUCACACACAUCUGUGAAUAAUUCCUCUUUCAAUGUAGUUGGGCAAUGCGGUCUUCCACGGCUACCUAGAACUCAUGCUCAUUUGAUUCAUCCCACUGUUGCAGAUGCGGGUUUCUCCAGUUCUGUUAUGAAUCCUUCUGUUUCUGCAAAUGUUAUUACUGGCGGCAGCACAAACAAUCAUGACGCUUGCUACUCAGAACAAUGGAGGAAUUUAUAUUCUGUAUUACCCACAUCCCAUGCUUCUGCGCCUAGAGGGACAGUGGCUGGUCCUAGCAGAUACAAUCACAGACAAACUUCUGCUGCUGCUUAUAAGGAUUCUGUGUCUUUUGUAGCUGGAUCUGUCGCAUUUCGUCCAAAUCCAAGCCCGUUUAUUCGCAACGGAGGCCUAAGAAUCUCUAAUGAAGCCCAACCUUUGUUCAAUGAGGAGAAUGGACGUGUUAGAUGGACAUCUCAGGAUUCAGCAAUGUUCAAUGUGCCAAGCUAUUUCAAUCCUCCAGAUUUGCUCGAUGAGCAUAGGGACCUGAGGCUAGACAUUGACGACAUGAGCUAUGAGGAGCUUCUUGAUUUACAAGAUAGCAUUGGAAAUGUUAAUACUGGGUUAUCAGAAGACCAACUCUCCGUAUGCCUAACAAAAACAAUGUACUGCUCAACUCGGGCUUUAGAGGAUCAGCUUGAAUCUAGCUGCUCAAUAUGCUUGGAAGAAUACAGGGAUGAGGAUAAUCUUGGAAUGAUGAAGUGCCUUCAUGUUUAUCAUUUUGACUGCAUCAAUGACUGGUUAAGCAAAAAGAAUGCCUGUCCUAUUUGUAAAGCUCCAGCACUGGAAGAUAUGCCCUGAAGCAGAACUGAAGGUUACUUUCUGAUUUGGAUGGCUCAAAGAGCUUAUUUAGACGUUUGAUUUUGCAAAAUUUAAAUCUGCUUUUGCUUAUUGUAAAUAAGUUGGUUAACUAGUAUGAUGUUGCAAGAAUUUGGUUUAGGCAUUUAACAUUUGUUUCAGUUGCAUUGUUUAUAAUCUCUUAUGGUAUAGUUCAAUGCUUAAUGAUUUUAUUUUCAUUGAAA
Dendrobium catenatum is the source of this 3328-nucleotide messenger RNA. RefSeq lists its product as uncharacterized. Bases 1572 to 3107 code for a protein of 511 amino acids. The transcript is spliced from 7 exons. The record is from RefSeq and is a predicted model, not a curated record. Lineage: Eukaryota; Viridiplantae; Streptophyta; Magnoliopsida; Asparagales; Orchidaceae. Gene Ontology annotation, molecular function: ubiquitin protein ligase activity.